This is a messenger RNA of Eucalyptus grandis, 4838 nucleotides long. RefSeq names its product disease resistance protein At4g27190-like. Bases 402 to 4838 code for a protein of 1478 amino acids. The record is from RefSeq and is a predicted model, not a curated record. Gene Ontology annotation, molecular function: ATP hydrolysis activity; ADP binding. The transcript has 4 exons. NCBI's taxonomy places the organism in Eukaryota, Viridiplantae, Streptophyta, Magnoliopsida, Myrtales, Myrtaceae.
AUCUGCUGCCGCUUUUUUCUCUCUCCUCUCUAAUGGAGUUGGCCUGCAUGCAUUAAAAGAGCUUUGUCUCUCGUUAUUUCUUUCCUUCUCACUUCAAAAUUUUGGGUGAGAACUCGCUCUCUGGCCAAAGGACGUUGCUCCUCCGCCUUGCUCUGGCGCCGGGUCAUCUUCGGUCUCUGCCCCAAAGCUCGUUGCUUCUUUGGCCUGCGUCGUUGUGUUCCUUCUCCGCCCUGCUCCGGUGUGGUUUCCUUGCGCAAGACGGCCAGGAAUGUUCUUGCUGUAAGUCGCAGACUUCAAGCGACAAGAAGUUCCAGCUCUCUCCGAUUCGGCUUCGAUUCUGCUACGUUCGCGGCUCGUACCAAGAAGGGAAGAAAACCAGAAAGAAUCCAGAAAGGGGGAAAAUGGCGGAAGUCGUUCUGUGUGCGGCUUCCACAGUGGCGGGGUGCCUGGUGGCUCCGGUCGAUCGUCUUUGCGGCUAUGUGAUAUCCUACGACAGCCACGUCCGCGAACUUGAGGCCAAAGUUGCGGAGUUGGGCAACGCGAGGCAAGAGGUUCAGAAGUCCAUCGAUUAUGCUCAAAACAACGUGAAGCCUAUCGGAGCCUAUGUCAAUAAAUGGGUGGAAGAUGUGGACAAGCACGCCGAGGAGGCGCGCCGUGCUCUGGAUGACUACCGAAGAGCUAAUGAAACUUGCUUCUAUGGGUGGCUUCCCAACCUGAAGGUGCGAUAUCGUCUCGGCAGGGAGGCGAGGAGGAAAGCCGAAUGCAUCCAGGGACUCAUUGAUCGGAAGCCAUCCGGGGAGGUCUACGACGAUCCUCCUCCAGGGCUCGUUGAUGGUACUUCCAAUGUGAUUUCCUCGGCCGGUGAUCGAGGCGACACUACCUUCGAUUCUCGAGCUUCCAUCUUAGAGGACAUAAUGAAUGCUCUGUAUGACGAGGAGCACAAAGUGAUUGGGGUCUACGGGCCUGGUGGCGUGGGGAAGACUACGCUGUUGGAGGAAGUCAACAAGAAGCUCAGGAAAGAGGGGAGACCGUUCAACAUGAUCGUCAAAGCAAGAGUCUCACAGACUCCGGACUUGAAUGAUAUCCAAUACCAAAUCGCUGACGACUUGAAUCUGAAUCUGAAGGACAAGCAGAGCCAACAGGGAAGAAGAGAUCUUUUGUUUCAGAGAUUGCAAAAGGAUCCGAAUGAGAAGGUUCUCAUAAUAUUGGAUGAUCUAUGGAAAGAAUUUGAUCUGAAGGAGGUUGGAAUUCCUUCGGGAGAUGAGAGCAGGGGAUGCAAGUUGCUGCUAACAUCGAGAUUUAAAGAUGUUCUGGAGCAAAUGAAGUGUGACACUCCCAUCUUUCAUCUUGAAGGUUUAAAGGACAAAGAAGCAUUCGGGCUAUUUGAGAAGACGGUCGGUGACAGGCUCAAAGACGAUGAGGAAUUGAAAGCAAUAGCACCUAAAGUCGUCAAGAAGCUUGCAGGUUUGCCUCUUCUGAUUAUCUCCGUCGCGUGUAGCUUGAAAGAUCGGGAUGUGGCCGCAUGGAGAAUCGCUUUGAAAAAAAUAGACCGGUCAAAAAUGGAAAGUAUAGUGAAGUUGAGUUACGGCCAUUUGAAGAGUGAGGACACCAAGAUUUUAUUCUUGCUCUGUGGUCUUAUUGGCGGGACUAUUUGCGUCGAAAUCUUGCUGGUUUUAGGCAUGGGUUUAGGCUUGUUUAAGGAAUUUGGAAGGACGAUACAAGAUUCAAGAGAUGGAUUGAAUACUAUGCUUGAUGAACUCCGUUCUGUUUGUUUGUUGCUGGAUGGUGGCGAUGACAAGAACGAUGUAACCAUACAUGAUCUUUACAGCGAGGUGGUCGUCUCAAAUGCAUUUAGUGGUCAGGAUUCCUUAAUUAUCAACAACGAUUAUGGCUCAUGGCCAAAAGAAAAGCUUGAGAAAUGUUGGGCAUGCCUAGUUAAUGUUGGCAGCGAUAGGCUUGCUGAACUAAUGCUGGGUCGGUUUCGCCACGUGAAGAUACUUAUGUUGUCAGAACAAUAUGAUAUGGGAGAUUGCAGUAUAAUGGAUUUCACAUACAUGGGGGAGCUUCGAGUCCUCUGUCUUGGUUCCAUGUGUAUCAAAAGUUUACCUUCCUCGAUGGAAUUCCUCGGGAAUCUCCAGUCAUUAAGCAUAAAUUGCCAUGUGGAGGAUGUGGCAAAUCUUGGCAAGCUCAAAGCAUUGCAGAUUCUCAGCAUCACAGAGUCUAAAAUUUCUAGGUUGCCUAAAGAAAUCGGGAAACUGACAAAUCUGAGAUCGUUGAAUCUGAGCUGCUGCUCUGAGCUUCAGAUAAUCGAGCUUGGAACAUUAAAAGGCUUAAUCAACUUGGAAGAGUUACAUAUGUAUAGAAGCUUUGAUCAGUGGAUGGGUAAGCAUGGAAAAUCAUCAAAAUCAUGUAAUGCUAGGCUUGUUGAGUUGAAGAGCCUGACAAAUCUAGCAUCUCUAAAAAUAUCGAUUCCUGAUCCCAUCAUACUCUUGGAGGCUGGUGACCUACCAUUGGAGAACCUGGACAAAUUUUGGAUCCAGAUAGGAGAUGCUAGGUGGAGGGAUUAUGAAGGUUUGACAACCAUGAAGCUCAAUUUGGAAGGGUGCGAUAGUAUUCUUCAAAGAAAAUGGGUUAAGAAAAAUCUGCAGAAGACUCAACACUUAUAUUUAUGCAAGUGGAGUGAGUUCAAAGAGAGCCCUCGCGAAUUGUGCACCCAAGGAUUCCAAGAAGUGAAGUAUCUUGGCAUUGAAAACAGCCCCUCAAUCAAGUACAUUGCCGAUUCAUCCAAAGACCUCCCUCUCACUGCUUUUGGAAAGUUAGAGUCUUUUUUCCUUGAAGAUCUUAUUAAUUUGGAGAAGAUAUGCCAUGGCCCCAUCGCGCCAGAGAGCUUCAACAAAUUGAAAGCCGUGAGGGUCAAACAGUGCAACAAAUUGAAAUACUUGUGGUGUCUUUCAGAUGUGCAAAGACUUGUACAGUUGGAAGAGAUCGAAGUGUCGGAUUGUGACUCAAUGCAAUCCAUUGUCACACAUCAUGCGGGAGAAGAUAUAGUUUCUACCGAUAACAAAGUUGAGUUGCCUAAUGUACGCCGUAUGGUAUUGGAUAACUUACCAAAGAUGCCAGAGAGCUUCAACAAAUUGAAAGCCGUGAGGGUCAAACAGUGCAACAAAUUGAAAUACCUGUGGUGUCUUUCAUAUGUGCAAAGACUUGUACAGUUGGAAGAGAUUGAAGUGUCGGAUUGUGACUCAAUGCAAUCCAUUGUCACACAUCAUGCAGGAGAAGAUAUAGUUUCUACCAAUAACAAAGUUGAGUUGCCUAAUGUACGUCGUAUGGUAUUGGAUAACUUACCGAAGAUGACAGGCUUUUGUGAUACAUCAAUUCAGGUUUCAUUGCCUCACCUAGAAUCCCCGAUAAUGGUUGGACUCCUUGGCCUAGAAGAGAUACUCUAUAGUCAACCUUCGUUAAAAUACAACAAUCUAACAUAUCUAAUGAUAAAAAUGUCUAAAUCCACGUCGAAGAGUAUUCUGAAAUCAGAUUGGAUAUUGAAGCUGCCGAAUUUGCAAUCAUUGCGCAUUGACAGCGCUCCAUUAGCAGAAGUAGUUUUUGAGUUGGAGGAGCUAAAAGUCACUAGAGAUGUCAAGAUUCUCUCUCGGCUAAUUGAGUUGACAUUAAUGUGGUUACCAAACCUGCGGCACAUGUGGAUAUGGGAUGUAAAAUUACAAGGAAUAUCAAUACUUCGAAACCUGAGGAAGCUUUUUGUCAAUGAAACGGGGCUAUCAUUUCUCUUUCCGGUGUCUGUGGCUAUAUGUUUCAGAGAAAUUAGAGAAAUUAAAGUGUUGAGCUGUCCAAAUAUGAAGGCGGUGAUUGUGGAUGAAGGAAGAAAUGAAGCAACAUAUGAUAUUAUAGAGUUCCCACAAUUGGAGUGUCUAUCUAUAAGGCAAUGUCCCAUGAAGAAAUUCUUCUCAUAUCCUUGUGGAAAGAAAGAGCCAGUGACCACUACUUCAGAUUCACAAGAUGCUAACUCCGAUUCCUUCUUUGAUCGAAAGGUUACAAUUCCUAAUAUAACAAGUCUAAAUAUUGAUGGCCUUUUGUGCGAAGAGCUAUGGAACAAACAAAUUCCCACCGAUUCCUUUCAGAAGUUGGAAUCUCUUGAAUUGAGGAACUGUGACAACCUCCAACAUAUUGCCCCACCCCAAAUGUGGAAGGUGCUCCAACGUUGUCUCAAGAAUCUUGUAGUGAUGUCAUGCCAUUUGAUUGAGAUCAUAUACGAAGGACAUGGGAUGGAUAUAGAGGGUGGUGAAUUGAGGAAGCUGAUUUUGCGUGAUCUCAAAAACAUAAAGCACAUUUGGCAGUCCGAAGGUCUCCCAAAUGUCCCGUUCCCAAACUUGAUAGAUGUAGAGGCCAGGAGGUGCCCUCAUUUGGAAAUGCUUUUCACUACCUUCACGGCGAAAAUUCUCGGGCAAAUCCAAGAGCUGGUGGUGGAGUCAUGUGAAGAUAUGAAACUAAUUGCUGGUCAUGAAAAAGGGGAAGAAGGGACCGGCACGACAGUGACCUUCUCCAAGUUAACUGUUCUUAGACUUUUCAAGUUACCGAAUUUCAGGGGCUUCUUACAUGAGAAAUACUCUCAGAAAUUCUCGUGCCCUAAGGACUUCCCAUCCUUGGAACUCUAUAGUAUAGAAAGCUGUGGAGAAGAGUUGGACCAAGCCUGCGGUGACUGGAGAGAACACGAAGUGGAACAACGAGAACUUAGCCUGCAAUCACCUGAUGUAUUCCUUCAAUAUUUCAUUGCUUUGGUUUGGCUUUCUAUUCCUUUGAAUCGAAAAUCAGUUUGCAUUAGCUAA